This is a messenger RNA of Pongo pygmaeus (Bornean orangutan), 7232 nucleotides long. It is a transcript of the gene ZRANB3, whose product is annotated as zinc finger RANBP2-type containing 3. NCBI's taxonomy places the organism in Eukaryota, Metazoa, Chordata, Mammalia, Primates, Hominidae. Gene Ontology annotation, cellular component: nuclear replication fork. The transcript has 21 exons. The record is from RefSeq and is a predicted model, not a curated record. Gene Ontology annotation, biological process: DNA repair; replication fork processing. Gene Ontology annotation, molecular function: ATP binding; zinc ion binding; nucleic acid binding. The coding region runs from base 3286 to 6549 and encodes 1087 amino acids.
AGAUUUUUGUCAAGUUAAAAAUCUCUGCACUUUUAUAUUUUAACAAAAUGAAAGUUUGACAUUUAUAUAUAUUCCAAAUAUGACUUCUUAAAGCCAAGUAUUUCAUUUCAUAAUAACAAUACAGAAGUUUUCAUGGGUGUCAUCGAGAAUCAAUGGGUCAUUCUAUGCUUUGUUAAAACAUAUUUCUAUUAUAGAAUUCUACAGGAUGGUCGUGGUGGCUUAAGCCUGUAAUCCCAGCACUUUGGGAGGCUGAGGUGGGUGGAUCACCUGAGGUCGGGAGUUCGAGACCAGCCUGACCAAAAUGGUGAAACCCCGUCUCUACUAAAAUACAAAAAAAGUAGCCAGCCAUGGUGGUGCAUGCCUGUAGUUCCAGCUACUCAGGAGGCUGAGGCAGGAGCUUGAACCCGGGAGGCCCAGGUUGCAGUGACCCGAGAUUGUGCCAUUGCACUCCAGCCUGGGCAACAAGAGCGAAACUCUUUCUCAAAAAAAAAAAAAAAAAAAGAAUUUGACCAAUUUAAAAGCCCAUCUUAUUUUUUAAAUUAUAUAAUCACUUUUUAAAUAUAGAUACUUGUAUUUUGUAGAUGGCUUCCAGGAGAAUCUGAUAACUUCUAAAUGCUUAUCUGCAACUUACAACUGUUUAUCCCACUGUACUUCACAGCCUUCUCCAAGUACUUCAAAUUCAGCAUGUCCCAAAUCAUGGCCCAUAAUCUUUACCCCUAAAUCUGUUCUACCAUCUGUAUUAUCUCAUGUGUUUAUUUGUUCAGGGAAUAUUUAUUGAGCAUCUACUGAAAGAGGUACUGAAUAAUCAAGACUAUAGGCUGGAGUCUGCCUAGGUUUGAUUCUUUGUUGUGUCAUUUACUUGUGUUACCUUGGGCAGAUUAGUUGACCAUCUGUGUCUCAGUUUCCUUAUUUGUAAAAUUGAGAUAAUAAGAAUACCUACCUUAGAGGCCUUUGUGAGGAUCAAAUGACUUAAUACAUAAAAUACUUAAAAUAGUACCUGAUACAUAAUAAGUGUGUGUUGCUUUUUUAUUAAUAGUUUCCAUUAAUCAGGCUGAUGCUAGAUGCUAGAGUCCUGAAAUAAAACCAUAAGAAAGUCUAUGGUCCCUGAUUUAUGAAGGCAUUCUAACAGAAGUGAGAAACAAAAUUUAAGGAAACAGAGAAGAAUAAUUGCCGAUUACAAUAAGUACUUUAAGGAAACCAAGUGGUAUUAAGGGAAAUUUAGAGGAGUCCAGUUGGGAGCUGUUGUACUAAUCCUGUUGAGCGGUGAUGAUGGCUUGGGUUUGGUGAUAGCAGUGGAACUGGGGGGAAAAAAGGAUAGACUUGAGAUACAUUAAUAUUUUGGGAAUAAUGAAUAAUAAGUGGAUUCAACUUGGUGGUUUAGGGAAAGGGAGAAAUCAAGAAUGAAACCCAGUUUGAGUAACUUGCAUGGUUAUCCUAUUUACUGAGACUACAGGGGCACACAAAUUUGGUAAGAAAUCAAGACUGGUUUUGGACAUUUAAGCUAAAAAUGUCUGUGAGAUAUCCAAAAUGGCAGGUAGGUAAUUAGAUAUAGGAGUCUAUGAAGAGAUUAUGAAUUGUAUUACCUGGACUAUUUGUGGUAGCCUUCUGAAAGGUUAUCCCUGCCCCCACAUUCAUUUUUCUAAACUUGACAAGGUAAUCUUUGUAAAAUAGCAACCUGAUUACACUUUAAAAAUUGCUUCCAAUUCCUUACAGAAAAAAGUCCAAACUCUUAGCAUGGCACCUCUUUGACUUGGCUUGUUUUUACUUCUUUACUACAUGUCACAAGGAUCUUAUUCUUUAGCUAUACUAAACUGCUUAGAAUUUUCUAAAACUUUUUUUUUCUUUUUCUUUUGAGAUGGAGUCUCACUUUGUCACCCAGGCUGGAGUGCAGUGGCGUGAUCUCGGCCUGGCAAAUUUUUGUAUUUUUAGUAGAGACAGGGAUUCACUAUGUUGGCCAGGCUGAUCUUGAACUCCUGACCUCAGGUGAUCUGCCUGCCUCGGCCUCCCAAAGUGCUGGGAUUACAGGCGUGAGCUACCGUGCAUGGCCAGAUUUUCUAAAACUUUAUGCCUUUGCAACUGUGGCUUCUUUCUCCCUGUUGGGGAAACCAGCCCCACACCACCCGGCGGGUACCCCAAGUCCAGCAGAAACAAAGGAAUUAGAAAGAGACAGAAUAAGAGUUUAAAAGGCGGGUCCAGGGGACUGGAGCAUCGGAGGCUUGCUCAUAGCCUCAAGCUCUCGGCCUCUACCCAAUUUAUUGGUUUACAAGCUCUUUGUUCUUAGGGCAAAUGGGAGGAAUAGGAAGGGAAGAGGAAAAGGAUUAAUCAGUGAAGGAGAACUUGUGAGUCAUUCAAUAAGAUGUAUAGCAGUGGUGGUUUCUGUGAAUUUCCUCUAGCAAAGGCGUGUGUCUAAACUACUUAAGAUCUUUAACUUGGUGGGAGUGGGUUUCAGGAGAAUCCAAGAUGUUUGAUUAUACUCCCCUGCUUCAAGGGAGUGUUAUUUUCCUGAGCAACCUGUGGCAUGCCGUGGAGCUGUUAUGCUGUAGGGGCAUAAAGACAUGAAGGCAAUAAGGAGACUUUUCUCCUCAGAGGCCGCCCACGGUUUCCCGUGGGUGUCUCACACAGGGGAGACCAACUCAUCUGGCACCCAGAAACUGUCUUUCCCACACUCUCUGGAAUAUCCUUAUCAUGAUUCUCUGUCUGCAGACACCACUCUUCAAGUUUUAGCGUGAGUGGCAUCUGGUAUUUAAGUAAGGGGUACCAUACCAAGCAUUUUUUCUCACAAGUGAAGGCUUCUUUGAUUACUUGCUACCGUAUAAAGUCAAUGUUCCCUCUUAUGUGUAGUGCCUUAUAUAUAUUCUACUUUCGUAGCAGUUAUCGCAUUGUGUUGUGUUGUUUACAGCUGUCAUUUCCCCUGGGCUUGGAGGUGAAGCUACAAUGGCACAAAUUCAUCUUUGUUUACCCAAUAUCUUCUGUAAUGUCUGACACAUAGUAGGUAUUUAUUUAUGUAUUUAUUUAUUUAUUAUUUUUUUUGAGACGAAGUUUGCUGUUUUUGCCCAGGCUGGAGUGCAGUGGCACGAUCUUGGCUCACCGUAACGUCUGCCUCCCGGGUUCAAGCGAUUGUCCUCUGUCAGCCUCCCAAGUAGCUUGCCACCAUGCCCGGCUAAUUUUUGUACUUUUAGUGGAGACAAGGUUUCACCAUGUUGGCGACGCUGGUCUCGAACUCCCGACCUCAUGAUCUGCCUGCCUUGGCCUCCCACAGUGCUGGGAUUACAGGCGUGAGCCAUCAUGCCCGGCCAUAAUAGGAUCAUCAUGCCUAGGGUUCAUAACAUAAAAAAGUCUCUUACACCUCACAUUUCUUGUGUGACAAGUGAAUCUGAUAAACUGCUGGAUUUUUUGCCUGACAGACUAAGAGCAAAGCUGCUUCCAUUCCAGAAAGAUGGCAUCAUUUUCGCCCUCAAAAGAAAUGGCAGGUGUAUGGUGGCUGAUGAAAUGGGUCUAGGAAAGACAAUCCAGGCAAUUGGAAUUGCUUACUUCUAUAAAGAGGAAUGGCCUCUGUUAAUAGUGGUCCCUUCGUCUCUGAGGUACCCUUGGACAGAAGAAAUCGAAAAAUGGAUCCCAGAGCUAAGUCCAGAAGAAAUCAAUGUUAUUCAGAAUAAAACUGAUGUUAGGAGAAUAUCGACCAGUAAAGUGACAGUUCUGGGUUAUGGUCUCUUAACCACAGAUGCAAAGACUUUGAUAGAUGCCCUGAAUAAUCAGAACUUCAAAGGAGUUAUAGUGGAUGAAUCACACUACAUGAAAUCCAGAAAUGCAACUCGCAGCAGGAUUUUAUUGCCAAUAGUACAGAAAGCCAGACGAGCCAUUCUUCUUACAGGAACACCAGCUUUAGGAAGGCCUGAAGAGCUUUUUAUGCAGAUUGAAGCUCUCUUUCCACAAAAAUUUGGAAGAUGGACCGACUAUGCAAAAAGAUACUGUAAUGCACGCAUCAGAUAUUUUGGUAAAAGACCUCAGUGGGAUUGUAGAGGGGCAUCAAAUCUUAAUGAACUUCACCAGCUAUUAAGUGACAUAAUGAUUAGAAGAUUAAAGACUGAAGUUUUAACCCAGCUACCCCCUAAAGUCAGACAGCGUAUUCCAUUUGAUCUUCCAUCAGCAGCUGCCAAGGAAUUGAAUACCAGCUUUGAAGAGUGGGAAAAAAUAAUGAGAACUCCAAAUUCAGGUGCCAUGGAGACAGUCAUGGGGUUGAUAACUCGCAUGUUUAAACAAACUGCUAUUGCCAAGGCAGGUGCUGUAAAGGAUUAUAUUAAGAUGAUGCUUCAGAAUGAUUCGCUUAAAUUUCUGGUUUUUGCUCACCAUUUAAGCAUGCUCCAAGCUUGCACAGAAGCAGUCAUCGAAAAUAAGACUCGUUACAUUAGGAUAGAUGGAAGUGUUUCAUCUUCAGAAAGAAUACAUCUGGUUAAUCAGUUUCAAAAGGAUCCUGACACUCGCGUGGCUAUCCUAAGCAUUCAGGCUGCUGGCCAGGGAUUAACAUUUACUGCAGCAAGUCAUGUUGUAUUUGCUGAGUUGUAUUGGGACCCUGGACAUAUAAAACAAGCAGAAGACCGAGCUCACAGAAUUGGCCAGUGCAGUUCUGUGAAUAUUCACUACCUUAUUGCAAAUGGAACCCUAGACACCCUUAUGUGGGGAAUGUUGAAUCGCAAGGCUCAAGUUACAGGGAGCACACUGAAUGGUAGGAAGGAAAAAAUUCAGGCUGAGGAAGGUGAUAAGGAAAAAUGGGAUUUCCUGCAGUUUGCUGAAGCUUGGACUCCAAAUGACAGUUCUGAAGAGUUAAGGAAGGAAGCUUUGUUCACUCACUUCGAAAAAGAAAAACAGCAUGAUAUUCGAUCAUUUUUUUUACCACAACCUAAAAAAAGACAGUUGAUGACCUCCUGUGACGAAUCAAAGAGAUUCCAGGAGGAAAAUACUGUAGUGUCAUCAGACCCUACAAAAACAGCUGCAAGAGAUAUCAUCGAUUAUGAAAGUGAUGUUGAACCUGAAACUAAAAGAUUGAAAUUGGCCACCUCAGAAGACCACUGCAGUCCGUCAGAAGAGACACCAUCCCAGUCCAAGCAAAUCAGAACUCCACUCAUGGAAAGUGUCCAGGAGGCCAAGGCCCAGUCAACCACCCCAGCCUUUCCUGUAGAGGGCUGGCCGUGUAGUCUCUGCACCUAUAUCAAUAAUUCAGUGUUACCUUAUUGUGAAAUGUGUGAGACUCCUCAAGGCAGUGCUGUUAUGCAAAUAGAUAGCCUCAACCAUAUCCAGGAUAAAAACGAGAAGGAUGAUUCUCAGAAAGACACCUCCAAAAAGGUUCAAACUAUCUCAGACUGUGAAAAACAAGCCCUUGCACGGUCAGAACCUGGCCAGUUGGCUGACAGCAAGGAAGAAACAUCAAAAAUUGAGAAAGAAGACGGACUUACAUCCCAGCCAGGUAAUGAACAGUUGAAGAGUUCAGACACUUUGCCAGUGUAUGACACCUUAAUGUUUUGUGCAAGUAGGAAUACUGACCGGAUUCACAUCUAUACUAAGGAUGGAAAACAGAUGAGCUGUAAUUUCAUUCCUUUGGAUAUAAAAUUAGACCUUUGGGAAGAUUUACCAGCAAGCUUUCAGCUGAAACAAAAUCGCUCACUGAUUUUGAGAUUUGUUCGAGAAUGGAGUAGUCUAACUGCCAUGAAGCAAAGGAUAAUCAGGAAAAGUGGACAGCUAUUCUGUAGCCCCAUUCUUGCUUUGGAAGAGAUCACAAAGCAACAAACCAAACAAAAUUGCACCAAAAGAUACAUAACCAAAGAAGAUGUUGCCGUAGCCUCAAUGGACAAAGUGAAGAAUGCUGGGGGCCAUGUCCGUCUGAUCACAAAGGAGUCCAGGCCACGGGAUCCUUUCACAAAAAAGCUUCUUGAAGAUGGAGCCUGUGUCCCAUUUCUAAAUCCAUACACAGUCCAGGCAGAUCUCACUGUGAAGCCCUCUACAUCCAAAGGCUAUUUGCAAGCUGUGGAUAAUGAAGGAAAUCCACUUUGCCUUCGCUGUCAGCAACCCACUUGCCAGACUAAGCGAGCGUGUAAAGCGAACUCUUGGGAUUCACGGUUUUGCUCUCUGAAAUGUCAGGAAGAGUUUUGGAUUCGAUCUAAUAACAGUUACCUGCGAGCCAAAGUAUUUGAAACUGAACGUGGUGUGUGUCAACUCUGUAAUGUGAAUGCACAAGAACUCUUUUUACGUCUGAGAGAUGCCCCUAAAAGUCAGAGGAAGAAUCUUCUGGAUGCUACCUGGACUUCAAAGCUCCCAUUAGAACAGCUAAAUGAAAUGAUAAGAAACCCAGGGGAAGGACAUUUCUGGCAGGUGGAUCAUAUCAAGCCAGUGUAUGGGGGAGGAGGACAGUGUUCCCUGGACAACCUGCAGACUCUCUGCACAGUCUGUCACAAAGAGAGAACUGCCAGACAAGCUAAGGAAAGAAGCCAGGUGAGAAGACAAUCUCUAGCAUCAAAGCAUGGAUCAGACAUCACACGAUUUUUGGUAAAGAAGUAAAGUAGAAAAAUAUAUGAAUGAAUGACAAAUGGUUUACAUGUGGAAGACUUUAAUACAGAAGUUUUCCAUGUUUGUUUAAUAUAUUGAGAGUAAAAAUUUUCAGAACAAAAAUCAAGAAUUCAAAUUCUCUUCUACUAAUUACUUUUAGUGUUAAAUACAUUUUGAAAGUACUUAACAGAAACUAAGAUACAAUACUAAAUAUUUCUGUGGCCUUUUUGAUUUGAUGCAGACUCGCAAUUAUGUUUCAGCAAUGUUUUGUUAAGCUCUUUACCCCUAAUAUGCCUAAUCACUGUAUUGUGUAUAGAUUGUGUUUAAAAAAUGUACUCUCAAUUACCUAAAAAUGCUUCUGGAUUAGUAUUGUUCUGGACUGUCAUAGGUAUGAAUGGAACAUUGCAAAACCUUAUGGGAAAUUUCAAACGCAAAUCAUUAUUUGGGAAUUCUGGGCCAAGCAUGACCAGCCUGCUUAGGAUUCAGGAGAGACUGUCCACUAAAUACCUCCAGAAUGAGCUUGGGGUACAUAUUUUGGGUGUUGCUUUUCUUGCUUUAUUUCUUAGCUAGUCAUCUUUAUCAAAAAUAUCCUUUCAAAAUGAGGUACCUAUGGUGUUUGUGGACAAUUUGGGCGUUCUGUGUAAAGUAAUUGUUAAAAUUAUUAAAUAACUGAAAACAUAAAAUGUAAAAUGCCA